This is a messenger RNA of Panicum hallii, 567 nucleotides long. RefSeq names its product putative disease resistance protein RGA4. NCBI's taxonomy places the organism in Eukaryota, Viridiplantae, Streptophyta, Magnoliopsida, Poales, Poaceae. The transcript is spliced from 2 exons. The record is from RefSeq and is a predicted model, not a curated record. The coding region runs from base 59 to 412 and encodes 117 amino acids.
UCUCUCCAUACCGCAUCUGUGUUUCCUUGUGUUGUGUUUUGGAGCUCCAGGCGUAGCCAUGGCUGAGGUACGGGCCACCAUGGUGGUCGGGCCGCUGGUGUCCAUGGUGAAGGAGAAGGCCUCCAGCUACCUCCUGGACCAGUACAAGGUGAUGGAGGGUAUGGAGGAGCAGCACGAGGUCCUCAAGCGCAAGUUGUUGCACAUCCUGGACGUCAUCACUGACGCCGAGGAGCAGGCAGCAGCCAAGAGAGAAGGGGCGAAAGCUUGGCUGGAGAAGGUCCGGAAGGUUGCCUACCAAGCGAAUGAUGUCCUCGACGAGUUCAAGUAUGAGGCGCUGCGCCGCAAAGCCAAGAAGGAGGGCCGCUACAAGGACUUCGGCAUAGAUGGCCACCAGAGCCCACAAAUUACAUGAGGCAGAAUAAUUCUCAUAUCAUCGACCCUGUGAACAUUGCCAAAGAAUCAAGAGCCCGAGAGAAGAAGGAUGUUGUUGAUAGAUUACUUGCCCAAGCUAGCAGCUCGGAUCUCACGAUCCUUCCCAUCGUCGGAAUGGGAGGGUUGGGCAAGACC